AUGAAUGCCCACCCCAAAGAGAUGGUGCCCCUUAUGGGCAGAAGAGGAGCCAUUCCCAGUGGGAACCCUGCAGUUCUGCCAGAGAAGAGGCCAGCGGAGGUCACACCCACCAAGAAGAGUGCACACUUCUUCCUGGAGAUAGAAGGAUUCGAGCCCAAUCCCACCGUCGCCAAGACCUCUCCCCCCGUCUUCUCCAAGCCCAUGGACUCCAACAUCCGGCAGUGCGUCUCUGGCAACUGUGAUGACAUGGACUCCCCUCAGUCUCCUCAGGAUGACGUGACAGAGACCCCAUCCAAUCCCAAUAGCCCAAGUGCAAACCUGGCCAAGGAAGAGCAGAGGCGGAAGAAGAAGCGGCUGAAGAAGCGCAUCUUUGCUGCGGUGUCCGAGGGCUACGUGGAGGAGCUGGUGGAGCUGCUGGUGGAGCUGCAGGAACUUUGCAAGCGGCGCCGUGGCCUGGACGUGUCUGACUUCCUCAUGCACAAGCUGACGGCCUCAGACACGGGGAAGACCUGCCUGAUGAAGGCCUUGCUAAACAUCAAUCCCAACACCAAGGAGAUUGUGCGGGUCCUGCUCGCCUUUGCUGAAGAGCACGACAUCCUGGACAGGUUCCUCAAUGCCGAGUACACAGAGGAGGCCUACGAAGGGCAGACGGCGCUCAACAUCGCCAUCGAGCGGGGGCAGGGAGACAUCACCGCGGUGCUCAUAGCGGCCGGCGCCGACGUCAACGCGCAUGCCAAGGGCGUCUUCUUCAACCCCAAGUCCCAGCACGAAGGCUUUUACUUCGGGGAGACCCCCCUGGCCCUGGCGGCCUGCACCAACCAGCCCGAGAUUGUGCAGCUGCUGAUGGAGAAUGAGCAGACCGACAUCACCUCGCAGGACUCCCGGGGAAACAACAUCCUGCAUGCGCUGGUGACCGUGGCCGAGGACUUCAAGACGCAGAAUGACUUUGUCAAGCACAUGUAUGACAUGAUCCUGCUGAGGAGCGGCAACUGGGAGCUGGAGACCAUGCGCAACAAGGAUGGCCUCACGCCGCUGCAGCUGGCAGCCAAGAUGGGCAAGGCCGAGAUCCUGAAGUACAUCCUCAGUCGUGAGAUCAAGGAGAAGCCACUCCGGAGUCUGUCUAGGAAGUUUACCGACUGGGCGUAUGGGCCCGUGUCGUCCUCGCUGUACGACCUCACCAAUGUGGACACCACGACGGACAACUCAGUGCUGGAAAUCAUUGUCUACAACACCAACAUCGACAACCGGCAUGAGAUGCUGACCCUGGAGCCUCUGCACACGCUGCUGCAUAUGAAGUGGAAGAAAUUUGCCAAGUACAUGUUCUUCCUGUCCUUCUGCUUUUAUUUCUUCUACAACAUCACCCUGACCCUCGUCUCUUACUACCGUCCCCGGGAGCAGGAGGCCCUCCCACACCCCCUGGCCCUGACGCACAAGAUGGGGUGGCUGCAGCUCUUAGGGAGGAUGUUCGUGCUCAUCUGGGCCAUGUGUAUCUCUGUGAAAGAGGUGGGUUUUUUUUUGCUGAGGCCCUCGGACCUGCAGUCCAUCCUCUCAGAUGCCUGGUUUCACUUCGUCUUUUUUAUCCAAGCUGUGCUUGUGAUACUGUCUGUCUUCUUGUACUUGUUUGCCUACAAAGAGUACCUCGCCUGCCUCGUGCUGGCCAUGGCCCUGGGCUGGGCGAACAUGCUCUACUACACGCGAGGGUUCCAGUCCAUGGGCAUGUACAGCGUCAUGAUCCAGAAGGUCAUUUUGCAUGAUGUCCUGAAGUUCCUGUUUGUAUAUAUUGUGUUCUUACUUGGAUUUGGAGUAGCCCUGGCCUCGCUGAUCGAGAAGUGUGCUGAGGACAACAAGGACUGCACCUCUUAUGGCAGCUUCAGUGACGCCGUGCUGGAACUCUUCAAGCUCACCAUAGGGCUUGGCGACCUGAACAUCCAGCAGAACUCCAAGUACCCCAUCCUCUUCCUGUUCCUGCUCAUCACCUAUGUCAUCCUUACCUUCGUUCUCCUCCUCAACAUGCUCAUUGCCCUCAUGGGAGAGACCGUGGAGAACGUCUCCAAGGAGAGUGAGCGGAUCUGGCGUCUACAGAGAGCCAGAACCAUCUUGGAGUUUGAGAAAAUGUUACCAGAAUGGCUGAGGAGCAGAUUCCGGAUGGGAGAGCUGUGUAAAGUGGCAGAGGAAGAUUUUCGACUGUGCCUGCGGAUCAACGAGGUGAAGUGGACUGAAUGGAAAACUCACGUUUCCUUCCUGAAUGAAGACCCAGGGCCUGUGAGACGGACAGCAGAUUUUAACAAAAUCCAGGAUUCGUCUAGGAGCAACAGCAAAACCACUCUCAAUGCAUUUGAUGAAAUAGAAGAAUUUCCGGAAACUUCGGUAUAGAAGCAGAGCCCAGAGCUGAUGUGUACAUGGGCUGUUUGAUGCUGCAAGCUGAGUCCCAGACUCCAUGCUUAGGGACUGUGUAGAGUGGCGGACCCUGGCUCUGCUGGCCUGGAAGCCAACAACACCCUCAUGCCGAGCUGGUGACUGAACUGAGGGGCAGGUUUCGGUUUGUCAGAGUGGGAAACACCCCUGAUUUUGUUACUCAGCAAACCCAAGGCCAGCAGUCCUGUCCUGAGCCUGGGUGUCUCCUGUUGUCCUGGGUGAAGGCCCUGGUUUUACCAACUGUAGGUCUGCUUGGAGAGAUGGUGGCAGGUGUCUGAGGAACAGGGAGAUGCCCGCCCUUCCGACAUUUUCUUCUCAGCCCCCACCCCAGCCUACAUAUUCUGUCACCUCCUCCAUUUUGACUGGGUCACCUGAAUUUGUGGGAGACCUGAUCCCCUUCCAGAUUGUGCAGGGAACUGAACUGAGCCGGAUAUUCUGGGGGAGGAGAGGAGUGAGUUAUGGAAAUGCCUUUCUGGGACUUUCAGGAAACCACCCUUGGAAUGAAACCCAAGGCUCACACUAUCUCAAACUGUGAGAUGUUUUUAGUGGCGUAAUUAACACAGAGUUUUCAUUUUCAAUAUAGAAAAGACAUUUCAGUUUUGAAUGAAAAUUACUUCAGUUGAAGUACAUGAUUUUAAAAGCUGAGACAUAGGUUUUGGGCUUUGGGGUUGGAUGUAAGUAUUAUAUACUUGGCCCCAGGGUGGCCAGAGCAAGGACAAAAAGCUUUUCUUCACACACACAAAAGUCCACAUGAGACAGCCAGCAGGUCCUGCCGGGGCCGCUGCGAUCUGGGUGAAAGGGCUUGGCUACGUUCCUGUCCUGCCUCGCAACAGCACAUGCCUGCGAGCGGGGAUCGUAGCUUCAUCUGAAGCCGAAAUAGCAGCUGCUCUAUUUAUGUGGUCUUAGGUCUCAGAGGUUACUAGUACAUACAUCAGUAUUUCUCAUGGGGGGAACUUAACAAAAUACCUGAAGUGCUUUGGUGUUAAGUAAAACAUUUUGUUAACUGUGAAUUUUGAAGUUGGAGGGGAAGGCUUGUGAGAGUGAAGCAUUUGCCAAACUUAGGCCUUAUUUUUAGAUCCUUAUCCUCUGAGUUUUUUCUUCCCUCCGAUUACACAGAGUCAGUUUGGGGGCAGAGGUGAAGUGACCAGGGCCUAAACAGCCAGAAAAUCCACUCUGCCUCCAUUAUCUGGUAAAAGGAGUCAGUGGGAAUGUUUGAGGUAGAAGUAUAAAGGGGUAACCAUGAGUUUUAACUUUAAAUGGCACAGAAAGAUGUUGGUCUUUAGAUAGUUUGGCAAUGGACUAAUUAAUCUGACUUGAGGAAGUAUGGGGUCCAAGCCAAACAAUCUACUCUGGACUGGUUUCUCUGCUCUGGGCCACUCUGAGUGCCAGCUUAGCCUGGCCCCAGGAACUUGGCAUGUGUGCCCCCGUUGGGCUGGUUAGGCAGAGGUGGGAUGAGAGGACACAUUAUUGAAGUUUCACAGUCUGCCGCAGCCCCUGUUCUCCUAGAUGACUCGAGGAGUCAACUAGUACUCUAAGCUAUGACGGUCAGACCAGCGGAGACAUGAGCAGCGGACCAGGGACUAGGCAUAUGUCUCUGGGGAAGAGAAGAUUUGAGGAGGACUGUCAUGGGGACAGGAAGAAGAGAUGUGUUCUAGAUGGGCAGAACUAAUAAAGGUAGAGAAAGAUUUGGAUUCAAUUCCAUCCAGCAGCUGCUCCAGAUAUUGGAGAUAUCUAAAGAGAAGCUUGGUUGAGCUCUUAUUAGGGAUGUUGAAAAUGGUGUGGAUGACUUCAAGGGCCCUUUUAGUCUGGAAAGUCUACAAAUUAGCAUUUGCUAUCUGGAGUCACUUCCUUACAUUUAACCUGACUGGUUUGAAGUAUAGUCAUUUGGAUCCAUGGUGCCAAGUUCUAAACUGUGAAGCUAGGAAUUCCAGAAUUGCUUCGACUUGGAUAUUAAUAGACAAAACCAUACAGAGCUUUGUUUUC
Molecule: messenger RNA, 4398 nt
Organism: Tupaia belangeri chinensis (Chinese tree shrew)
Lineage: Eukaryota; Metazoa; Chordata; Mammalia; Scandentia; Tupaiidae
Gene: TRPV3
Product: transient receptor potential cation channel subfamily V member 3
Exons: 17
Coding region: 1-2373 (790 amino acids)
Biological process (GO): osmosensory signaling pathway; calcium ion import across plasma membrane; actin filament organization
Cellular component (GO): plasma membrane; cilium
Molecular function (GO): protein binding; calcium channel activity
Source: RefSeq, a predicted model, not a curated record